Molecule: messenger RNA, 2435 nt
Organism: Cyprinodon tularosa
Lineage: Eukaryota; Metazoa; Chordata; Actinopteri; Cyprinodontiformes; Cyprinodontidae
Product: Rab interacting lysosomal protein
Exons: 8
Coding region: 148-1440 (430 amino acids)
Biological process (GO): cilium assembly
Cellular component (GO): cytoplasm; ciliary basal body
Molecular function (GO): protein dimerization activity
Source: RefSeq, a predicted model, not a curated record
AUGUCUGUAGCUUUUGUUCAGUAUAUUUGCUUAAAAGUGAACACCAAAGCAGGCGUGUGUUAAAACUUCUAUAUCUCAGUUUCACUUUCACAUCAAGCCAGCAGGCUUUGGUGAAGCAUGAACCGAGCUGCCGCAUGAGGAGACAUCAUGGAGACGAAGAGCAGAGUCCCGCAGGAGUCCUCCUGCUUUAACGGGACUUUUUCCGCGCUAACCGUCAACGAUGUGUACGAAAUAGCGAAGCUGAUCGGAGCCGAGGUGGAGAAGCUGAUCGACGGCUACGGCAAAGAGAGCGUGGAGGGUCUGGUUCCGAAGAUAGUGAAGGUGCUGGAGCUGCUGGAGAGCUUCGCCUCCACGAACCAGGCGCGCGCUCUGAAGGAAGAGGAGCUGCUGAAGACCUUCGAGCAGCUGCAGCUCCAACAGCAGAGGAAGCGGGGAGGGAAGGACGGCGACGAGGGCAGCGACAAAAACCAACUACGGGAGCUGCAGCAGAAGGAGGAAGAGUGGAAGAGGAGAUGUGAGGAGCUACAGGUCCAGGUGCAGCAGCUGCAGGAGGACAGGAAGGAGCUCCAGAGCAGGCUGGAUGGCUCCAGUGCUCAGGAAGACCGUAAUCACAGGCAGGAGCGGCAGGUGAUGCUGAAGCUGAAGGAGGUGGUGGACAAGCAGAGAGAUGAGCUGAGGGCUAAGGUCCAGGAGAUCGCUACAGUCUCCAAAGAGGUGGAGGCGCUCCAGGAGCAGUUGGACCGCUUCAUGAAAAUGAACGCAGAGCUGCGGCACAAGCAGAACGUGCUUCAGACGCAGCUGACGAGCAUCGUGGAGAGGAAGGCCGACUUGGAGACCGACCUUAAGGAGAAAAACAAGGAGAUAGAACGGCUCCAAACACAGCUGAAUAGCGUCAAUGGGCACAGCCCUCCCAGUCCGCACCAAACAGUACAGUCGACAAAAAAGUCGACCCAACAGCCAACCACUGAGAAGAACGACCCCGAUCAGCCAUGCUUCACAAAGAAAGAGGUGCGGGACAUUUUGUUUGAGAGGAACGAGCUGAAAACCAACCUCUUCCUGGUGCAGGAGGAGCUCAACUACUAUCAGAGGGAAAUUUUGAAUGAGGAGAGGUGCCCAGGCUUUCUUCUGGAAGCGGUCCGGUCGGCGAUCAAAAAGCGAAGGAAGCUGAUAAAGGCAAAGAUGCUGGGGAUUCCUCUGAGCGACUGCAGCAUCAGUGACGAGGAAGAGACGAGUUCUCUGUACGGGCAGACAGAAGUGGACGGCUCAGAGGUGGACGGACCAACCAAACCAGCCGAGUCACGCAUUCGAAGCCUCUUCGGCUUUCUGACGCGUUCGGGGAGCAGCAGGAGUCCCACCCAAAUGAGCAGCUCUCCCUCCAGCUGGGAAAUCCUGGAUGAAUCCGAGGCGAGCGAAGAGCCAGAGCAACAGCUGGCUUCUUAACUCUGCAUUGAGAUUACGUCGUGCUCUUCAGCCACUCCUGUUCUCAUUCUGAAGCUCGUUGCACAGACUGGGAACUUUAAGGCAUUUCUAACGCAAAGGUCUAAUAGCAAGCCAUUGACGUUCUCACUUUGCAGUUCUGUUUCAAUUUUGCUCAGUCGGAGCUUAAACACUGCACAAACGGUACAGAGUAUACAGCAGGAGGCACUUUUGGAAUCCCUAUUUUUUAUGGUUCAGAAAUUAAAACAAUCAGCGAGAUAUAAAUAUAUUUGUUUUAAAAACAUUUAAAUGUUUUAGAUUUUGAGAAAUAUACCGUAUUAUAUUUUUAUAUAUUUAUCAUCUGAUUUGUUUGUUUUUGUUUUUGCUAUAACCAAAGAAAAGAGCAUUUAAUGUUAAUGAAUUAACAUCCAGAUAGUCCAAUAUAAUGGAGGGAUUGUGUUUUUUUAGUAUGGUAGGUGUCAGAGGAAGUUCUCAUCUGUUCCACAUGGGGGCAUUUUUUAUAAAAGGUGAAUACAGGUUGUCCUUAACCCUCUGUAGUUGAUUUUAGAGUUUACUUUAGUACUUUUCAGUAUUUUAAGCACUUUUAUCCAUAGGGAAGAUUCUACUCCUUACGCCUUAAUUAACCAUUUACAUUAUUACAGAUGCCUUUUCCUCCUCAGUCAUUAAUUAUCUAAACUGAACAACAGUAUAGCCUGCUGUGUUUUUUUUAACAUUGAAGCCAUAUUAAUCUGUGAUUGGCUGUCCUUCUUGACUUGAUUUUAUGCAUAUUUUCAAACAAGCCUGUUCCAGCCAACAUGAUGUCACUGCUCUUCCCCUCCUCUAAAUGCACUACUCAGAGGGUUAAUGUCUUUGAGGGACACUGAGUGAACCACCCCUGAAAUAAAUGUUUGGAGUUUAUUUCUUGUAACAAUUAUUUCAGGAGGAAUUAACAAUUUGGAUGUUAAGUGACUGCAAAAUUCAGUUUUUCAAUAAAAAAAUCAUGCACUGAAAAACUGAAA